GCAGCAUUCGUCUCUUUCACUGGGCACUGAUCUGGGCUAACCUCUUCAGCUUUUUGCAUGUGCUGGAGAAUCCAGGUGUCUCUAGAGUCGCCUGUGUCACCCUGUGACCUGCAGGUGCCGGGAGAUUUGUAGGGAGGACACCGGGACAUCCCGGAAGCUGGGAAAUGGAACUGUUGACAUUCAGAGAUGUGUCUAUAGAAUUCUCUAUGGAUGAGUGGGACUGCCUGGACCCUGCUCAGCAGAUUUUGUAUCGGGAUGUCAUGUUGGAGACCUACAGACACCUGGUCUUCCUUGGGCUUGCUGUCUCUAAGCCGGACCUCAUCACCUGUCUGGAAAAAAGGAAAGAACCCUGGAUGGUGAAGACUCACCAAACAGUGGUCAAGCAUCCAGUUAUAUCUAAUCAUUCUACCCAGAGCAACUCACAAGUGCUGGGUGUAAAUAUUCUAUUACCAGAGAUAAUCCAGAGAAGAUAUGAAAAUGAUAGCCCUGAGAAUUUCAACUCAAUAAAAGACUGGGAUAGAGUGUGUGAGUAUAACCAGCAGAAAGUAUGUUGCAAUGGACUAGAUGGCAGUUUAACAGCUUUGCAUGGUAAAACCUAUGAAGGCAGUAAACGUUUCAAAGUUGUCAGAAAAUUAUCAAAUGUAAAUAGACAUAAGAUGAUAUAUACCAGGGAAAUAACAUUGGAAUGUAAAAAAUAUGGGAAAGACUUACAACUAUGCUCAAAUGUUGGUAAACAUAAGAUAACCCAAUUUGUGAGAAAGCAGUGCAAAUGUAAGGAAUGUUGCAAAGUCUUUAAAUCUUGCUCAAGACUGUCUAAGCACAAGGGACUUCAUACUGGAGAGAAAAUCUCCCAUUGUGAGAAUGAUGACAAGUCUUUUAGCCACAGAUCAAAAUAUUCCAACCAUAAGACAAAUUAUAAUAAAGAGAAACCAUACAAAUGUAAACAGUGUAACAAAUCCUUUAACCAUUACUUAUCCCUUUCUGUACAUAAAAGAAUUCAUUCUGGAGAGAAACCCUACAAAUGUGAAGAAUGUGGAAAAGCCUUUAACUGGUACUCAAACGUUUCUGCACAUAAAAGAAUUCACUCUGGGGAAAAACCCUAUAAAUGUGACGAAUGUGCAAAAGCCUUUAAGGAUUUCUCAGUCCUUUCUGUACAUAAAAGAAUUCAUUCUGGAGAGAAACCCUACAAAUGUGAAGAAUGUGGCAAAGCCUUUAACCAGUACUCAAACUUUUCUAUACAUAAGAGAAUUCAUUCUGGAGAGAAACCCUACAAAUGUGAAGAAUGUGACAAAGCCUUUAACCAGUACUCACACCUUUCUGCACAUAAAAGAGUUCAUUCUGGGGAGAAACCCUACAAAUGUGAAGAAUGUGGCAAAUCCUUUAAGGAUUCCUCAACCCUUUCUGUACAUAAAAGAAUUCAUUCUGGAGAGAAACCCUAUAAAUGUGAAGAAUGUGGCAAAGCCUUUAACCGGUACUCAAACUUUUCUGUGCAUAAAAGAAUUCACUCUGGGGAAAAACCCUACAAAUGUGAAGAAUGUGGCAAAGCCUUUAAGGAUCCCUCAACCCUUUCUGCACAUAAAAGAAUACAUUCUGGUGACAAACCCUACAAAUGUGAAGAAUGUGGAAAAGCCUUUAACCACUUCUCAUCCCUUUCUGUACAUAAAAGAAUUCAUUCUGGAGAGAAACCCUUCAAAUGUAAAGAAUGUGGAAAAGCCUUUAACAGGUACUCAAGCUUUUCUGUACAUAAAAGAAUUCACUCUGGGGAGAAACCCUACAAAUGUGAAGAAUGUGGAAAAGCCUUUAAGGUUUCUUCAACCCUUUCUGUACAUAAAAUUAUUCAUAGUGGAGAGAAACCCUACAAAUGUGAAGAAUGUGGCAAAGCCUUUAAAAAUUCUUCAACCCUUUCUGUACAUAAAAGAAUUCAUUCUGAAGAGAAACCCUACAAAUGUGAAGAAUGUGGCAAAGCCUUUAAGGAUUCCUCAACCCUUUCUGUACAUAAAAGAAUUCAUUCUGGAGAGAAACCCUACAAAUGUGAAGAAUGUGGAAAAGCCUUUAACUGGUACUCAAACUUUUCUGUACAUAAAAGAAUUCACUCUGGGGAGAAACCCUACAAAUGUGAAGAAUGUGAAAAAGCCUUUAAGGAUUUCUCAGUCCUUUCUGUACAUAAAAGAAUUCAUUCUGGAGAGAAACCCUACAAAUGUGAAGAAUGUGGCAAAGCCUUUAACCAGUACUCAAACCUUUCUAUACAUAAAAGAAUUCAUUCUGGAGAGAAACCCUACAAAUGUGAAGAAUGUGACAAAGCCUUUAACCAGUACUCACACCUUUCUGCACAUAAAAGAAUUCAUUCUGGGGAGAAACCCUACAAAUGUGAAGAAUGUGGCAAAUCCUUUAAGGAUUCCUCAACCCUUUCUGUACAUAAAAGAAUUCAUUCUGGAGAGAAACCCUAUAAAUGUGAAGAAUGUGGCAAAGCCUUUAACCGGUCCUCAACCCUUACUGUACAUAAAAGAAUUCAUUCUGUGUAGAAACCCCAUGAAUGGCAACAAUGUGGCAAAGCCUUUAACCAGUACUCACACCUUUCUGUAUAUAACAAAAACUCAUUCUGGAGAGAAGCGUUACAAAUACCUCAGGGUCAAAACAGCCUGUACAUUAAAAAUAAUGAG
Messenger RNA from Nycticebus coucang (slow loris), 2660 nucleotides. RefSeq names its product zinc finger protein 43-like. Bases 165 to 2522 code for a protein of 785 amino acids. Gene Ontology annotation, molecular function: DNA-binding transcription factor activity; RNA polymerase II cis-regulatory region sequence-specific DNA binding. Gene Ontology annotation, biological process: regulation of transcription by RNA polymerase II. NCBI's taxonomy places the organism in Eukaryota, Metazoa, Chordata, Mammalia, Primates, Lorisidae. The record is from RefSeq and is a predicted model, not a curated record. Gene Ontology annotation, cellular component: nucleus. The transcript is spliced from 4 exons.